CAGCUUGGACGUGACUGCCACCUCCAGGAGGAAGUAAUACGGGGGACCGAGAUACGCUCAGCCGUGUCUCCACUACCUAAAAGUACUCAAACAAUUUACGCGCCACAGUCUUGUCACGUGAAAACUCAGAGUUAACGUUCGCAGAGAACUUUACUAGGUGAUACAUGCCUUCACGUAUCUUCCUGACAGCCCUAGGAGGUAGGAACUGCCGUCAGAAGCACAAGCAGCAAGUUUAAGCAAUGUAAGCGGUGUUCCUCCGGCGGACCCGCAGAAUUCUAGCGAACGCCAGAGCCGUUACUAAGCAACCGGGCAGCCCGGGCAUGCGCAAAAAACACGGUCGCGGCCUCCGACGCAGGAGGCGGGCGCCGAAAGGGCGGCUCCCAGCAUUCCCUUCGUGCCGCUGCCAAGAUGGCGGCGCCCUUGCUGAGGUGCCGUUUCUGGGGCUGGUGGCCCGGUACCCCAGGCCCGUCCAAAGUCCUGCGCCCCGGAUUGCGUAGGGCUCACUCGGGCACGCAGGGGGUCCUGGCGGCGCAGAAGGCCAGGGGUUUGUUCAAAGAGUUCUUCCCUGAGAGGGGGACGAAGGUGGAGCUCCCGGAGCUCUUCGACCGCAGCUCGGCCAGUUUCUCUCCUCAGACCAUUUACUGCGGCUUCGACCCCACGGGCGACUCGCUCCACGUGGGUCACCUGCUGGCGCUGCUGGGCCUGUUUCACUUCCAACGAGCGGGCCACGACGUGAUUGCGCUGGUCGGGGGCGCCACGGCGCGCCUGGGGGACCCGAGCGGCCGGACCAAGGAGCGCGAGGCGCUGGGCGCGGAGCGUGUGGAGGCCCACGCGCGCGCCCUGCGCCGAGGCCUCGAGGCCCUGGCGGCCAACCACCAGCAGGUGUUCGCCGACGGGCGCCCCUGGGGCCGCUUCACCGUGCUGGACAACGCGGCCUGGUACGAGCCGCAGCGCCUGGUGGACUUUCUGUCGGCCGUGGGCGGCCACUUCCGCAUGGGCACGCUGCUGAGCCGGCAGAGCGUGCAGGCGCGCCUGCAGAGCCCCGAGGGCAUGAGCCUGGCCGAGUUCCUGUACCAGGUGCUCCAGGCCUACGACUUCUACCACCUGUUCCAGCGCUACGGGUGCCGGGUCCAGCUGGGCGGCUCCGACCAGCUGGGCAACAUCAUGUCCGGAUACGAGUUCAUCCACAGGUUGACUGGAGAAGACGUGUUUGGCAUCACUGUCCCUCUCAUCACCAGCACGGCCGGAGCAAAGUUGGGCAAGUCGGCCGGCAAUGCAGUGUGGCUGAGCCGAGAGAAGACGUCUCCGUUUGAGCUCUAUCAGUUCUUCGUGAGGCAGCAGGACAGUGCGGUGGAGAGGUACCUGAAGCUCUUCACCUUCCUGCCCCUUCCGGAGAUUGACCAUCUCAUGCAGCUGCACCAGAGAGAGCCAGAGAAACGGACUCCUCAGAAGCGCCUGGCCGCCGAGGUCACGAAGCUGGUCCAUGGCCGGGAGGGCCUGGACUCUGCCAAGAGGUGCACCCGAGCCCUCUACCACAGCAGCAUCGACGCACUAGAGGUCAUGUCUGACGAGGAGUUAAAGGAGCUGUUUAAAGAAGCUUCGUUUUCUGAGCUGGUUCUUGACCCUGGAACAAGUGUGCUGGACACAUGCCGCAAAGCCAACGCCAUCCCGGAUGGCCCCCGAGGGUAUAAGAUGAUAACGGAAGGUGGAGUCAGUAUAAACCACAGACAAGUCACAAAUCCUGAGAGCGUUCUGGUUGUGGGACAGCACAUCCUCAAGAAUGGACUUUCCCUACUUAAAAUAGGAAAAAGGAACUUCUACAUCAUAAAAUGGCUUCAGUUAUGAUGAAGAAUCAUCCUGUUCUGACUUGCCCAUUUUCACUCUGGAAGAAUAAGAAAGGUUGGCUCCGUAAUUUAUGCCUUGGCUUUUGCAAGUCAGAGCAAGAAGCUGGACUGUACACUAGGCCUCGCAGUGUAAGUAGUCUCAUUAUUUUUAUGGGCUGGUUAAUAAAUAAGGUGUUGUUUAAUGA
Messenger RNA from Ochotona princeps (American pika), 2029 nucleotides. RefSeq names its product tyrosyl-tRNA synthetase 2 (gene YARS2). Gene Ontology annotation, molecular function: tyrosine-tRNA ligase activity; RNA binding; ATP binding. Gene Ontology annotation, biological process: tyrosyl-tRNA aminoacylation. NCBI's taxonomy places the organism in Eukaryota, Metazoa, Chordata, Mammalia, Lagomorpha, Ochotonidae. The transcript is spliced from 5 exons. The record is from RefSeq and is a predicted model, not a curated record. Gene Ontology annotation, cellular component: cytosol; mitochondrion. The coding region runs from base 409 to 1845 and encodes 478 amino acids.